Belonocnema kinseyi is the source of this 806-nucleotide messenger RNA. RefSeq lists its product as uncharacterized. Lineage: Eukaryota; Metazoa; Arthropoda; Insecta; Hymenoptera; Cynipidae. The transcript is spliced from 2 exons. The coding region runs from base 174 to 758 and encodes 194 amino acids. The record is from RefSeq and is a predicted model, not a curated record.
GACUUAUUUAUAAAUUUGGCUAACUUAUGCGAAAGAUUCAAUGUUAAGUUCACUUCUCGUGCGUUCUAGUCGUUCAGUGACCUGCCAACUUUCAGAUGCAUAGACAUCUCUUCAUUUGAUUUUCCUUCAUCAAUAAGUCAAAUCCACAAGUACGGAAUUCUACAUAAAGAGAAAUGGAAAAUCCAAUUUUAGAAAACAUAAUAACAUUAUAUAAAGAUAAGAAAUGGAAAGAGAUCAUUUAUUUUUUUAACACUUGUAACACUGCCGAUACUCGUAAACUACUUUGGAUCUCGCCAACCUUGCAAGACAUAUCGUGGAUAACGAGUAUCAUUACUGAAAACAAUUUGCGGGGCAUUGUCAGUGUCGGUUGCGGUUGUGGUUUACUGGAGUGGUUAAUUCAACAAAAUACUGACUGCGACAUUCUUGGUGUAGAGAUCGAUCAAUCAUGGUGGUGCAGCAGAUAUUCGCCUCCCAUCUUCCUGAAAAACAUGAUUUUCAUCAGUGACCCAGAAAGUGUUGUUGAAGUGCCAGAAAGCUAUGCUCUCUUAUUAUGCUAUUUUAAUAAUGGACCGGUAUUUUUGAAAUAUCUGAAGGAGUACAAAGGAAAUGUAAUUUUCGUCAUUGGACCAGAUGCUGGUCAAAACCGUUACACAAAUCCACUGCCUUUCGAUCAGCAAUUUGCUAAUCAUGGCUGGAAACUAAGUUUAUCGAAGGAAAUUGUACUUUCAAAAGACUACAUAUGUAUAUAUGUACGUUAGGUAGUUAAGUUUCUUAAGUAAAUGGGACCUCAAUUUUAAAGCUCGUGA